AUGAUUAUUGGUAGCUUCAUAUCUAUCUAUCUAUCUAUCUAUCUAUUUCAAUCAUUUCAUUGUCUUAUUUUCUUCAUAUCUAUCUAUCUAUGUAUCUAUCUAUCAAAUCAGUUUAUUAUCUUUCUUCAUAUCUAUCUAUCUAUCUAUGUAUCUAUCUAUCUCAAUCACUUUAUUAUCUUUCCUGAUAUCUAUCUAUCUCAAUCAAUUUAUUAUCUUUCUUCAUAUCUAUCUAUCUAUCUAUCUAUCUAUCAAUCACUUUCAUUAUCUAUCUUUCUUCAUUUCUUCAUAUCUAUCUAUCUAUAUCUCAAUCAUUUAUUAUUUUUCUCAUUAUCUAUUUUAUUAUCUAUUCUAUUCAUCAUAUCAUUAUUAUCAUCUAUCUAUCUAUCUCAAUCAAUUUAUUAUCUUUCUUCAUAUCUAUCUAUCUAUCUAUCUAUCUCAAUCAAUUUAUUAUCUUUCUUCAUAUCUAUCUAUCUAUCUAUCUCAAUCAAUUUAUUAUCUUUCUUCAUAUCUAUCUAUCUAUCUAUCUCAAUCAAUUUAUUAUCUUUCUUCAUAUCUAUCUAUCUAUCUCGCUUCAUUAUCUUAUUUUCUUCAUAUCUCUCUAUCUCAUUAUUUUCUUUUAUUAAUCUCCCUCUUUCUAUUUAUUUACCUAUCUAUUUAUCUAUCUAUCUAUCUAUCUGA
Messenger RNA from Acanthosepion pharaonis, 678 nucleotides. The record is from the annotation of a GenBank genome assembly. NCBI's taxonomy places the organism in Eukaryota, Metazoa, Mollusca, Cephalopoda, Sepiida, Sepiidae.